CAUAGACGGCUUAGAACAAAGAUUUCAAGAGGCAUAACAAUGAUAUGGGAAUAGCUGAAACAGCGUUUCUCUAAGGUCGCCCAACGCCCACACAUGUAAUGGUGGCUAGGGCGGGUCGGUGUCACUGAGGUGGAUGGUGUUGAAGGGGUUGGGAUGGCGCGGCGCGGGCGGCGGGAGGCACGGGCGCGGUGAGGCUGGCGGGUGCGAUGCACCGGCGCGCGGCGCUGCUGGCGUUGACCCUCCUUGUUCUUGCGGCUUCUGGUCGGAGGUUGCGCGUGCUCAAGGACGACGCCGCCGCGUUCUACGUGGGCAUCGCCGCUCCGCCGUCGGCCGCAAGCGUCGUGCGCGCCUUCAAUCGCACCCUGGGCGACGUCUCGCAGACCUACCUGGCUGGCGACUUUCCGCUGCACCUGCGCAAUAUAUCGCUGCUGCCGCUGUACAUCGAGUUACCAGAAGAUGAAAGAUUCAGUUCGCGGGUGUUGGAGCAAGCGUGCUCAGCGUUCGAGGGGAGGCGGGUGGCCGCGCUGCUGGUCUGUAGCGGAGGCGCUGCCGCUACGGCCCUGGUCUCCGCAGCCACGCAUGCUGGCGUCCCUACCAUACGAGCAUCACCUUCCCAUCUGCAUCUUCCCUAUACCAUCGCUAAUGACAUGCUGACUUUGGAAAUUCGUCUCGAAAUAACAAUAAGGGAAACAUUACAUGCACUCAGGGCGACUCUCUUACACACGCAUUGGCAUGCCUUCACGUUACUUACCGAGGAGGAUAUUUACUUAACUUUGUCCCUAAGGAAAGAUCUAUCUUCGAUACUCAACGCUCAACCGCUUAAUCCUAAAUGGCUUCCGCUUCCUUCAAGUCGUUCACGUCGUGUUGUUUUCAGGCGGUUGGCUGAUAUAUCAAGGUUGACUCGAGGUGUUGUCGUUAUGAUAUGCGAUGUGAAAUAUGCCAAGCUGAUAACAAAUGAAGCUAAGCGUCUCAACAUGCUUGAUGGACAUUUUUUUUGGCUAUGGAUUGAUGCUUCUAGAGAAUUCAAUGUUUUUCACGAUAGUUAUAAUAAAACGCAAUAUGCCCAGCGUUCCGAAAAACAUUCAGAUGCUGAAAAUUUUGAGGAUGAAACAAUUGAUUUCGAUCGUUUUGAACGCAUUAAGAAGGAUUAUAUUGACAAUAAUAACACAGUGAAAGAAACAAGAAUUGUCAAUACAUUAAUGAAAAAGGUUUCCCGCGAAACGCUCAUUAAGGAUGCUGGUUAUUUUGUAAUGAAUAAAUCUAGUAACUCCUUCAUUCGUCGUAUAAUAAGGAAUAUUAAUAAGACAGAAACGCACAUUAAUAAUAAAUCAUUAUUUGUAAAUUUUAGUCAAUCGUAUGAAAGUAGUAGCAAUAUUAGUUCUGAGAGUAUAAGAAAUUAUAAUGUAAAUAAUAAAGGCGUUGAAACUUCUAAAAUUGAAAGCAAUUCAGUCGAGAAGGAAAGCAAGUCUUCCCUCGACCGAAAUAAUAGUAGGCAAACUAGUUCUAGUAAAUUAAAAAAUGAAUCAUUUAAUAAAUAUGUAAAUAGUAUAAGUGUACGUGAUAUGUAUGAGAGUAAUGAUGUGUUGAAACGAAGUGAGGAGAGAAGUAGUGGAGAUCUUAUAAGUAGAUUAUCUUUUUCAAGUGAUAUUAGUGAUUUCUUGAUGAAUCCCACGGUGCAUACUUCGGCUAAUAUUAGAAAUACGGCUAAAAAAAGAAACGAUCCUUUAGUUGAGGAUCAAAUUAUGGACGAACCAAUUAUUGAUGUAAAGGACAAUGUGACGGAAAUAUUAAACAGUUUACCAAUAGGUCUCUUGGCUUUACAUCCAGAACCUAUGAACAUAGAUGAAGAGUUUAUACACAACGCAGUUAGACUGAUAAUAGGAGCUCUAAGAAGAGUGUUGUAUGCAUGCGACGCAUGGUCAGCUCAAGCUCAAUUCCUAAGCGAUGCAACAGCUUCUUGCUGGGAAGAAACUAGUGAUGUAGCUACUGAUUUUUCAUUGGAAUUUGUAAGAGAAAUGAGGAUAAAUACAGCUGCAGUUCUAGAUGGUGGAUCAGAACAAUCAGAAAGAUCAUUGAGGGCACAGUUUUCGUUUCUUAAUUUGGUACCGAAUCCGGAAGGAGGUAAUAAGUGGAGGCAGGUUGGGCAUAUAAUUGGUCGUACGGUUAAGUUGCAUACAAUUAUUUGGCCUGGUGGUCGAUUAGUGGCACAUGGACAAUCCACUGGAGCUCGUACUAUAUUUCGUGUUGUAACAGCUCUAGCUCCACCAUUCGUUAUGGAAGGAGAGCUUGAUGAAGAUGGUCAAUGUCUCAGAGGCUUACCUUGUCAUCGGCCGCAGACAUCGGAUAGAGAUAACCUUACCCUGGCAUUUGUUCCGGGAAGAGAAAGUGAACCUAUAAGAGAAGAUUUCUUUAUGCCUACCUCAAAACCAGAUACAUACACAAAAAUGGCAACGCAUUGUUGUUAUGGACUUGCUAUGGAUCUUUUAGAAAACAUCGCGCAAGAACUUGAAUUUGAUUUUCAUUUAUACAUUGUUGAGGAUGGAUUGUACGGAUCAAGGAAACACAUGAAGCCAUUUCAGAAGAUAUAUGAAAAUACUAAUACAGUUAACGAAUAUAUGUCCAAUGAGGAAAAUUAUCGCUCGCAGUAUCGAAGAGGCUACGAAACACUGCAUAAGAGUAAUGUACAUAAUGUUUCAGAAGAAAAUUUUGAUGAAGAUCGCGAAAAGUGGGAUGGUAUAAUUGGGGAUCUGGUUUCUGGUGCUGCACAUAUGUCGUUUGCUGCUCUAAGCGUUUCCUCAGCAAGAGCAGAAGUUGUAGACUUUAGUCAGCCAUAUUUUUUUAGCGGGAUAUCAAUUUUAGCUGCACCUAAUCAGAGGCCUGAUAUACCGUUACUCGCAUUCCUUCUGCCAUUUUCACCGGAGCUAUGGGUAGCAAUUUUUACAUCGUUAAAUAUAACUGCAAUCGCUGUAGCUAUUUACGAGUGGCUUUCACCAUUUGGAUUAAAUCCAUGGGGACGUCAGCGAUCUAAAAACUUUAGUAUUUCGAGUGCUUUAUGGGUGAUGUGGGGUUUACUUUGUGGACAUUUAGUUGCAUUUAAGGCGCCAAAAAGUUGGCCUAAUAAAUUUCUCAUUAAUGUUUGGGGUGGAUUUUCUGUAAUUUUCGUAGCGAGCUAUACAGCUAACAUAGCAGCUCUUAUAGCCGGAUUAUUUUUUCACAAUGCUGUUGAUGAAUUUCAAGGAAGAAGUAAUUGGUUAACGUUAAAAGUGGGUACUCCAAGAUCAUCUGCAGCUGAAUACUAUGUACAGAGAAAUAAUCCUCAAUUGGCUCAACAAAUGCGUCGUUAUGGCAUUCAAGACAUUGAAGAGGGCAUAGAAAGACUUAGAAAUGGAACAUUGGACCUUUUGAUAGCUGAUACACCUGUCCUUGAUUAUUACCGUGCGACGGAUCACGGAUGUAAACUACAGCGGGUCGGAGAGCAUUCCCUCACCGACGACACUUACGCCAUUGGCAUGGCUAAGGGCUUUCCAUUAAAGGACAGUGUAUCAGCUGUGAUCGCUAAAUAUUCAUCGAAUGGUUAUAUGGACAUAUUAACAGAAAAGUGGUAUGGAGCUUUGCCGUGUUUCAAGCUUAGUCCGGAUUAUGGUAUUCAACCGAAACCUCUGGGGGUGGCAGCGGUUGCUGGAGUAUUUAUACUCCUGGGAGUGGGAAUGGUCGUAGGCUGUUUAAUACUAAUAUUGGAGCACCUUUUUUAUAAAUAUACAUUGCCGAUAUUACGACACCAACCGAAAGGAACAAUAUGGAGAAGUAGGAACAUAAUGUUUUUUAGUCAGAAAUUGUACCGGUUCAUAAAUUGUGUUGAGUUGGUAUCUCCGCAUCAUGCAGCUCGGGAGCUUGUAAACACCAUUCGUCAAGGGCAUUUCACCUCACUUUUCCAAAAGAGUGUUAAAAGGAAGGAACACGAACAACGCAGGCGAAGAAAAAGCAAAGCUCAGUUUUUCGAAAUGAUUCAAGAAAUCAGAAGAGUUCAACAAGGUCGAGAUCAUUCACUGGAUUCGAUUAAAGAAAAUGUCGCAAUCGAAACCUCGGAGGUGUCAGAAGAAAUGACAGAGUCAAAGUUCUUAUCGCCCUCCCCCGAUGUUUCUAGCCGGUCACCUCGCCAAAGUAGGUCACCCCGACAACUUCGGUCUCCCAGAAGCCGAAGAAAAAGAUCUAGUCUCGCUGGACUGAACGUUCGACGUUUUAGUACAGAUUCAGUUCUCGGCUCAGAUUCAGCUUCAAUAUAUGAAAGGACAAGUCUCAAUAUUGGUCGGAGAUUGAGUCGUGACGUAAGUUUUUUAACAAGCUCUCCUCCGGAUAUUAAUACUAGAUUGAGAUCGCCUUCUCCAAUGGUACGGCGAGCUGAAGGUUCUUCCACUAGGUCUUAUCAAGAUGUUUCUGAAAAGAAUCACAACUAUCUAACGAUAGAUGCCCCGAGUCAUCGCGCGAGCAUAGAAAUUAUGGUUUCGCAGGAAAGUGAAACAAUACCUCCAGCUCCGCCUUACCCUCGUGUAUCUCCUACGGGAGCUAAAUCCGAAUUGUCAAUACUAUCUGAAGAGGAAUUAUUAAGACUGUGGCGAAGUUCAGACCGAGAGGUGAAAGAAGCGUUAUUAGCUGCGCUCCAAGAAAAAAGAGCAAAUCUGGACCCCAAACAAGAUCCGGGCUGAGCGGCUUGAUAAAGCGCUCUACUGAAAGGAAAUAAAUUUUUUGGAAAUCACUUCGUAUUCCUUAUUGUUGCAGCUCGUCACGUGGUGAAUAAUAAGGAGUGUAGUUACGCGACCGCACGGAGUAGUUGAGCUGUAUCUUUCUUAAAUUGUUUGAUGCGGAUACAUCGAACAGAUGUUAGUUUAACGAUCAGUGUUCAUUUUAGUGUCUUGUCGUUGUAUUGGGGGUGCUGCCUUACAUUUAAUAUUUAUUUAACUAUAAAUCAGCAUCAAAUAAUUUAAUAAAAGUGCUAUGCAAGUGCGAUGAUUUUGAAAAAUAAUUACGUCCAAUAUGUUUUUAAGAAACGAUGAUUGAAUAUUUAUGUGUGUAAAAUUUAGCAUAACAUAUUAUAUUAGUUAAAAUUUUAAGUGUGUAUGAGUAUGUUAUCGGCUAAGACCAUAUUUAAAGUGCUUUAUCCUACUAUUAGUGUAGCUUGCAUUAUACCGAGUUAUGUUGUAAUGCAAAAUUAAUGAUAAAUAAACGUGUCUAUUCGAAACGACUUAUUCAGAAAUGAAUUAAAAUGUAAUAUUAAGUGUAUCAUAGGAAUAUGAUGAUUAAAAUAUAUAUUAUAUCCAAAUGUAACAAAAAUUUGUUCAUUAAUGAUGAUAUAUGCUUA
Zerene cesonia (dogface butterfly) is the source of this 5356-nucleotide messenger RNA. RefSeq lists its product as uncharacterized. Gene Ontology annotation, molecular function: transmitter-gated monoatomic ion channel activity involved in regulation of postsynaptic membrane potential; NMDA glutamate receptor activity. Gene Ontology annotation, biological process: modulation of chemical synaptic transmission; ionotropic glutamate receptor signaling pathway; synaptic transmission, glutamatergic. NCBI's taxonomy places the organism in Eukaryota, Metazoa, Arthropoda, Insecta, Lepidoptera, Pieridae. The record is from RefSeq and is a predicted model, not a curated record. The coding region runs from base 207 to 4703 and encodes 1498 amino acids. Gene Ontology annotation, cellular component: plasma membrane; postsynaptic membrane. The transcript has 14 exons.